AUGGCGCCCUCGACGAAGGGAACAUCCUCUUUCGGUAAGCGCAGGAACAAGACGCACACCCUGUGCCGUCGUUGUGGCUCCAAAGCAUACCACCUGCAGAAGUCGUCUUGCGGCAAAUGUGGUUACCCCGAGAAGCGCAAGAGAAAGUACAACUGGAGUGCUAAGGCCAAGAGGAGGAACACCACUGGCACCGGUCGGCUGAGGCACCUCAAGGUUGUGUACCGUCGAUUCAGGAAUGGAUUCCGGGAAGGUACCACCCCCAAGCCUAGACGUGCUGCAGUGGCAGCCUCCAGCUCCUCCUAA
Messenger RNA from Nerophis lumbriciformis (worm pipefish), 303 nucleotides. NCBI's taxonomy places the organism in Eukaryota, Metazoa, Chordata, Actinopteri, Syngnathiformes, Syngnathidae. The record is from RefSeq and is a predicted model, not a curated record.